AUGGCACAGCCGGGAUACGGCGCUGGCCAUGCGCCAGACAUCCUUCCGUCAGGAAUGAAGACACUGGCUGAGACUGGCUCGGCAGAACCCGGCGCAAGUCACCGCGACGCGACGAAGCUCUCGUUUGACCACAAUAGGCAAACGAUUCCGGGUCUUGGGCUUGGGUUCUUCGGAAAGGCGGAACCUUCAGCAGCAAGGCAGACUGACACGGCCGCAAACGGAAAACAGAACCGUGCAAACGCAGCAGCCAGCGAUUCGGCAGAAGAAGGAGAAAUAACCGCGGACGAGUUCGAGGACCUCUACGACGCGCAAGAACCGGUGCAUGUCGCUCAUCAAGAGCAGCCUGUACCCGAAAUUGAUAAUAGCUAUGUUGAGAUGAGCGACGAAGAGCGUGAUAGUUCCGGCUCGUACUCACCAUUUCUUUCGGCUAAAGAGCUGGAUGCACCGCGUCCCAACCCGGUCCCCUUGCCUGCUCGCGAUCCGGCUGCAAUCAUCGCGCCCAGCGCGGAAGAAGUACAAAAAAAACCCAUCGACAUCAUCGCGGAAGCUAGAACCCAAGCGAAAGAUUCCAUAUUACGGUUAAAAACAGCCAAUAUUGGCUAUCAGGAUUACGUUAAUGAAGGGAUCGACAAGGUUGUGCUCGAUCAGCUCUUUGGCGAUUUGGGCCUCGCAACAAUGUGGAAGAAGCCGGCACCGGCAGCUCCCACUGGUGCUCACCCGCCUUCUAAUCAAAUCAGCAGCACCACUUCAACCGCCAACGGCACGAAGCCAACCGCAGAGGUGCCACUGGAUAAAUCGGAGUCACGCAAAGACCGCAUUGCCCGACUUCUUGCUGCGAAAGGAUCGAAAUCUACGAAGUCUGGAGCAGCAACCGUCAUCGGGAAAAUAGCGAAAUCCCCAAAUAUGAAAGUGAAUUCGGAAAAGUCGAAGCUACUACAACAAAAGAUGGAGGCACUGCUCAAGGCUCGCGAAGAGAAGCAAAGGGAGCUUGAACGACAAACAGCAAUGGCAGUGUCAGGAUCUCCAUCCAAUCAAGAGGGAAUCUCUCGCACGAGCCAAGGUGCCCCUCCCGCAGAGCUGCCUUCGUCCUUGCAGGUAGUAGCUGCAAGCGAUCAAGCUCCUCAACCACCAGCAUUGGAAGCUGGAUCACUUUCUUCGUUCGCAAAGGCUUUACCUACUUCGAAUAGUGGAAGUGGUAGCGCCUCUGAAAGUUCUUUUCAAAAGCCUUUUGGACAAACGAGGCCAUUUCUUAUUGAUGUUAGCGAUGACGAUGACGACAUUGAUAUGGACAUGGAGUCUCCCGAACAGCGGAUGUCUAUAUUGCAUGCGCCUACCAGCCCCGGAAAAAGACAGCUACCAACACCCUCGGUUGCUCAAAGUCCCGGGUCCGUAAAUACACCGCCGGCGUCUCGCCAGGACUUGGAGAAGAAAAUUGAGGCCAUGAAGCGGAAGAUUGCAGAGGCAGAGGCAAAGAAGAGAAUCAAGUUAUCGGCGCCAGCAUCCCCGGCGGCCUCCCCGCGACCUAGGGCAUACGAUAUAUACGAAGCGAAAUCGAGCUCACCAGAUGUGUCUGCAUCUAUUCCCCAUGGUGCCGCUUCUCAUCGACUACCCAAAGUGGCGGAGGCAGGAUUGGUAUCGCCUGGCUCGCCAAAACAAAAUCGGUCUCGUGCCGCAAGCGAACGACUUCCGAUGCUUGAAUCGCGCCGGAAAGAACAAAUGUUGAGGCUGAAGGCGCUUCAAUCGCAAGUGGCCAAUAUCGAGCGAGAGCUUAAGGAAGGCCUCGAGGAAGAGCAAAAGUUACGGGAGGACUUGGACUACAUCUCUGAUGAUGACGUUCCCAUGUCCACGGGUUCUGAACCGGUUGCUCCUCGGGCAGUUUCAGCCCGCGCCUACACCGAACCCGUUGCAAACGUUGAGCAGGCGGGACAGGGCCUUGCGAAUCCUAUCGACAUACUGAGUCCUGACCAAAUUGUGACAGACUCGAGUUCUCGAUCAAGUCCCGAGGUGGUUGGGGCGGUUUCCAUCCCAUCGAACGGUCAAGGCUUGGAGGCAAAGGACCCACAAACCCUUCAGGAUGAGGCAAUAGAAGUAAUGCUAGCAUCAGAAAACGACGAGGACGUUGCUAUGGAUGAGGCAGCAAGCAGUGGAGAGGACGCAGACGACGAUUCUGACGGCUACGAGCCGGCCGAGGCUAGCCCGUACGAAACCGGACAUUCCUCUCCCAAUCUGAAGACUUCUGAUGCUGCACCGGAGCUUACUGACCGCGACCCAGCCGCGGCCGCUCUUAGUGCCGAACUUUUAUCUGCAGGGCGACAAGACUCUGCCCCCAUCAUGGAGCGAGAGAGAGAAGCACCAGAGAGCACACAUGCGGAUGUGAAUGAUGCACCCGCGCGGUCAAGCUAUUUAGCAUACGAUUCUCCCUUGCGAUACUUUCACUCAUUUCGCUUCCACCCGGAUUUCAACGAACUUGUGGCUGGUGGCUUGCGGUCUGCUACGUACAGUAAUAAGAUUGAUGCCAAGCUGCCGCUCUGCCCGGACGAGGUGGCAGGUAACGCAUGCCCCCGGGGAAAGAACUGUCACUUUCAGCACUUUGCAGACAUGAGUGCGCCCGAUGACCAAAUCCUGCUGCAGCUGGGCGCGUACCCCAAGUGCGAGGAAUCGAGGAAACAAGAGUACAUUGAGGGCCUCCGGCAGCUGCUGACCGACUAUCGCAACCGCAAGGUGAAAGAUUUCACAACACUCAGCCAAGGAAUCAUAGAGUACCGCGCCAAGUUCCACGGCGACGCUAGUAAGGUCCUCCCUCUGGGCACAGUUGCGCUCUGA
Cordyceps fumosorosea ARSEF 2679 is the source of this 2823-nucleotide messenger RNA. RefSeq names its product Zinc finger domain-containing protein, CCCH-type. Gene Ontology annotation, molecular function: metal ion binding. Lineage: Eukaryota; Fungi; Ascomycota; Sordariomycetes; Hypocreales; Cordycipitaceae. The record is from RefSeq and is a predicted model, not a curated record. The coding region runs from base 1 to 2823 and encodes 940 amino acids. The transcript has 3 exons.